AUGGCUGUAAAACCAGACUCACCGAGAGAACCAUACGAGGAAGAGGAGGCCUUCCUACCGUCCAUUGACGCCCCAGACGCGUUGCAGCCCACUACAGGAGACAAGCCAUGGCUCCUCCUUGUAGGCCUCAUCGUCGUCCUCGUCGCCUUCAUCGACAUAGGCGCAUACCUUGCCGACCCGCCCAUGACGCGUAUCUUCGAAGCGAACCUGUGCUACAAAUACUAUCUGGAGCAAGACCCCUCGGUAAUAGAGGAUGGAACGAUACCGGAGGAGCUAUGCAAGGUGGAUAUAGUGCAGCAGCGACUGGCUAGUAUCUUUGGAUGGCAAGAGAUGUUCAAUGCGCUCCCUGGACUUUUGUUGGCAGUUCCUUUUGGAACACUGGCUGAUCGGAUAGGCAGAAAAUGGAUCUUUGCCGCAAGUCUGGUCGGCAUUGUGUUAAGUUAUGCAUGGACUCUGCUGAUAUGUUAUCUCAAGACUCUACCCCUACAGCUAACGUGGUUCUCGAGCGCCUUCAUGGUCAUCGGUGGUGGUGCCUUUGUUGCCAUGGCUAUCGGGCUGACCAUGAUUUCCGAUAUCGCACCACCGGAAAAGCGUACAACGAUUUUCUUAUACUUGACCGCAUGUAUUCUGGUUGCAGAAAUGGUGGCACCCAUGAUGGCCUCGCGGCUGAUGGAAUACGGAGACUGGUUGCCGCUUCUACUCGCUCUGGCGUUUCAGACUGUUGGCCUCAUCGUGUCGCUCUUUAUACCGGAGACCCUGCAUUUGCGCAACCUUGAGGAACCGAAAAAUAUUGAGACACAAUCCAUUGAGUUGCAGCCGAUGUCGGGUCAUUUCUCGGUUCGCUCGCAAUUGCGUAACUUCCAGGCUACAGUCCAAUUUCUACGCGGCGACUGGACUCUCGCUACGGUUGUCUUCACCUUUCUCGCAAACAGGCUGGGCAGACAGUCCAUUGCCCUCUUGGUGCGCUAUGCUUCUAAGCGCUAUAGCUGGGAGAUCAAAAAAGCAGCAUAUCUGCUAUCAUUCCGAGCAGCUGCUAACCUCGUUGCCAUUAGCGUUGUCCUUCCACUCAUCAACUUUGUGUUGUUGAAGAAACUGCAUUUCCCAGUACCCCGCGCUGACAUUUGGAUCGCACGUGGAUCCAUUGCCCUUACCACGUUUUCCUUCUUCGUCAUGGGCGUCUCUGCGUAUCCUGCUCUAUUGGUCUUUGGUCUUCUUGUAUACAAUAUGGGCUCAGGCUACAAUGCCGCUAUGCGCUCUAUCUCUAUCCAUGUUGUCGGCGGGCAGUCAAGCCCCGACAUAGGUAAGCUGAUGAGUACAAUUGCCAUGGCCGAGAGCUUUGGCUCCAUGGUUGGUGGGCCCUUGCUGAAUGAACUGUUUCAGUUGGGCAUAGGGUUCGGCGACGCAUGGCUGGGACUGCCAUUUUUGAGCUCUGCGAUCGUCUUCCUCUUGAUGACAUUUGUAACUUUCUCCAUCAAUGUAAUGGACAAGAAGUCCGCUUAUGUAGAGCUGACUGGCGAGGAUGAAGACAGUUUCCAUGAUGAGGGGAGGGACUCCUUGUCAGUACGCCCGGGUGCAACUGAGCGCAGGGAUUCUACGUGA
Messenger RNA from Bipolaris zeicola 26-R-13, 1599 nucleotides. RefSeq lists its product as uncharacterized. Bases 1 to 1599 code for a protein of 532 amino acids. The record is from RefSeq and is a predicted model, not a curated record. Gene Ontology annotation, molecular function: transmembrane transporter activity. Gene Ontology annotation, biological process: transmembrane transport. The transcript has 2 exons. Gene Ontology annotation, cellular component: membrane. Lineage: Eukaryota; Fungi; Ascomycota; Dothideomycetes; Pleosporales; Pleosporaceae.